Molecule: messenger RNA, 4323 nt
Organism: Tarenaya hassleriana
Lineage: Eukaryota; Viridiplantae; Streptophyta; Magnoliopsida; Brassicales; Cleomaceae
Exons: 12
Coding region: 605-4045 (1146 amino acids)
Source: RefSeq, a predicted model, not a curated record
UUUUGGUUCCUUUUCAAAAAAUUCAAGUUUUCUCUCUCAAACUUCACGUCAACCAAAAAUGGUGAUUUUUGUCUGAAACACGUUCUCUCCCCCCCCCUCUCUAGAUUCCAGUUUCUCUCUCUACUGUAUCUUUAGAGAAAGGGCGUUUACGGCGGAGGGAGAGAGACGAUGGAGAGAGAGGGAAAUCACAAUCUACCAGCGGAAGCUAUUCGGGAGCGGAAGAAUUGAAAAUUUAGUUUGAGGUUUUGUGUGUAAGCCAAAACAAUCGCCAUUGAUAGGGUUUUAAGGAACUUUGAGAAGAAGAAAAAGCUUAAAACUUUUUCUGCAGAGGCUGAGCAGGAGAAGAUAGAGAGAGCCGAUAAUGAGUGUCAAUAUUUCAAUGUGAAUCUGGAAGAGACCGAUUCAUCAGAGAAACGAGAAGAUCUCGCUUGUCUCUACUCGCAGGUGCGCUCUGACUUUGAAGGAUCGGACAACCACUUUACUUGGCUUCUUGGCAUCUGAAUCAAGGACUAGCCCUUUUGGGAGUGGUGUUCAAGAUUGUGGAUUAAGGCUAUGAGCUUGAUGAUGGAGAUUUUGUAAAGGGUUGUGUAAUACCGAGCUGAAGAUGAAACCCAUUACACCCCUGGACUAUGCCAUCUUCCAACUUUCCCCGAAACGAUCAAGAUGUGAAUUGUUUGUCUCUAGUGCCGGGAAUACUGAGAAGCUGGCUUCUGGACUAGUGAAGCCAUUUGCUGUUCACUCAAAAGUCGUGGAAGAACAGGUUGCCGAGGCAGUCCAGUCUAUCAGGCUACAAGUUGAAAGCAACAUAAAUGCUGAGACUUGGUUCACAAAAGGGACACUUGAGAGGUUUGUUCGGUUCGUUAGUACACCUGAGGUCUUGGAAUUGGUAAAUGCAUUGGAUGUGGAGAUGUCCCAGUUGGAAGCAGCCCGGACAAUAUAUACUGAGGGGACUAGUGAUCAGAAGUUUGCGUCGAGAGCUUUUCUUGGUUCAGAUGGCACGGGAGCUAUGGCGGCAGCCGAUGAGACAAAGAAGGAGCUACUGAGAGCUAUUGAUUUACGACUGGCUGCAGUUAGGCAGGACCUAGCAACCGCAUGUAAUCGUGCUUCAGCCGCCGGUUUCUAUCCUGACGCUGUCUCUGAAUUAAGGCAAUUUUCUGAUCGAUUUGGAGCCACUCGCUUGAAUGAAGCAUGCACCAGAUUUAUCUCACUUUGUCAAAGAAGGCCAGAGCUCAUCAGUUCUAUGAGAGCCACUUUAGAAGACGAAGGCAUACGAGCUUCUUGUGGAUCUGAUAUGUCUAAAGAUGAUCAGAGCGAAGACCAUUCUGGAAUGGAGGAAUCUCAACUUCCGACUUUUCACCAGUCCAGAUCCAGUCUCAACUUUUUCAUGCAACAGAGUAGCGACCAAAGUGAAAAGAAUGAAGAAGAGGAUAAGGGUCCAAAGGUGAAUGAGCAAUCGGCAAGUCAGACCAAACAACUCACAAGAAGGCUUAGCGUUCAGGAUAGAAUCAAUCUCUUUGAGAACAAGCAAAAAGAGGGUUCGAGUUCUGGAGGGAAACCAGCUGUAUGCAAAGCCAUGGAGGUGAAAAGACUCUCUUCUGACUUACCGUCUUCUACGGGUAUGGAAAAGUCUGUGUUACGGAGGUGGAGUGGUGCUAGUAGUGACAUGAGCAUUGAUUUGGGAAAUGACAAGAAGGACGGUGCUGAUGAUAGUCCAUUGUGCACAACCUCAUUCUCCAAAGAUGGAAGCAAUAUAUAUCCAAAACAAUCUGUCAACAAUGGCCAAAAAGCUCAAAAUGGUUUGAGUGAUUCUGCAAACUCUCACAGAGUCGAGGAAAAACAUAGUUUUGACGUUGUUGGUGAUCCGGGAUUGAUGGACCAAGUAGAGUUUCAGAAUUCGAGUUCUAUUUUCUUGAAGGUGCAAUUGAAUAUGAACAGUGGGAACGGAGGAACGGAGGAAACUCAGAAGAAAGAGCUUAUAUCUUCAGAUAGGAAUCCAUCAUUGGCUGAAGAGAAAUCAGUUUCUGCAGUUUCUGAACAGAUGAAAAGGGCUUAUGAUCCAAGCACUGGAAUUUGUUCUGCUGAUGAGAUUGUUUCAGAGAAUGAUGCUCUGAUACGUCCAUUGCCAUCGGAGGAGCACGUACAAAGGGCUAGACCAACAAAGGGAAAUCAAAAACUGAAUGACGAGUUGAAAACGAAAGCGAACGAGCUUGAAAAGCUAUUUGCUGAACAUAUGCUCCGUGUUCCUGGGGAGCAAUCCAGUGCUUCUCGACGAAGCAAGUCCGGUGGAAAGCCGAGUGAACAGCUUAGAAGCCCUGCAGCUCCGGAAUCGUUUCCUCCACAACUACCCGAUAGGAAGACAAUGGCGAAACCUGCUUUAAGAUCAAGCGAUUCAGACAACUUCAGAACUCCACCAAGAACGAAGAUGGUUGAGAACAUUGAUUAUGGGGAUACUAUGAGGCAGAGAUUUCCUGAUCUCAGCUUUUCUGGUGAUUCAAAAGGAAAGUUUUACGCAAAGUAUAUGGAGAAAAGAGACGUGAAGUUGAGGGAAGAAUGGAGUUCUAGAAGGUCUGAGAAGGAAGCCAGAUCGAAGGCAAUGCAAGACUUACUCGAUCACAGAAGUGCUGAGAUGAAGGCCAAAUUUUCUACUUCUGCAACAAAAAGUGAUUCAAAUGCCCGACGAAAAGAGAAACUCGUGUACUUCAAAUCUAUGUCGGAUGCUAAAAAGGAACAGCAUCCAAUCAGCUCAUUUCAGAGUGAAGAAGAUGAGGAUGUAUCCAAGAGCUCUCGGAAUAAGAAGCUUCAACAAAACAGAAAUCAUAUCUUGACUAUUCGAACUCCGGCUGCAUCAGCUUCACGGUCAGAAGCUAAAGUUUCUACAACCAGAACUGUGAGGAGGAGAGGGCAAUCAGACAAACCUCUUGCACAAUCUGUCCCUAACUUCUCUGACAUCAAGAAGGAAGGCAUGAAGCCAUCCUCCGGAGCUGAAAAAACAGGUCCCCGUUCACAGGCGAGAAAUCUUGCCCGACCCAAGAGUAUAAAUGAAGAAGAAAAGCUGCUGAGACAGGUAAACCUCGGGAAAACUGCUUCUGAAGCUGCUGAGUUGGCAGAGUGGUCUCUUACAAAGUUUGAUGAUGAUGUCGCUGUCCCUCUGAAUCUUGACCAGGAGCAAAAUGAUAGAGAAUGUAGCAAUCUUGGACUCAGUAUCUGUUCUGAUAUUGCCAAGGUAAAAGCUUCAGCGGGAUCAGAAAGUUUCAGAAAUGAAGGGAAGUAUAGUGAGCAUGCCCUUGAUGAGUCUGAGGGAUCAGAGGAAAUGGGGAAAGAGGUGGUGGAAGAAGAUCUUGAGGCCAUGGAAGUGGAAGUCUGUACCGAUACAGAAAAUGUGAAACAAAGACUAAGCCAAGGGUUUGAGGAUGCCUCAAAUGCCCAAUUGCCUGUUACUAUGUUGACUUCAAGGCGUCAAACCGUUGCCUCGUUGAUGGAUUCACCGGGUGAAAGCCCAGUUUCUUGGAAGCAUCAAUUUUCAUUUCCAAACAAGGCCUCUGAUUUUGAUCCUUCUGUGGAUUCUCCAGUGGGUAGUCCCUGGAAUUUUCCUUCUCUUAACCAAAUGGAGGAGGAUGCAACUCAAAUGAGAAAGAAAUGGGGAGGAGCUGCCCAGAAACGUGUAGCUGCUGGUAACAAUCCAUAUCAUAACCAACCCCGAAAGGACGUGACAAAAGGGUUGAAAAGGCUACUAAAUUUUGGAAGGAAACCCCGUGGAACGGAGAGUUUGGUCGACUGGAUAUCAGCUACAACAUCUGAAGGAGACGAUGAUACAGAAGAUGGUGGAGAUCCUGCAAAUCGAUCAUCAGAAGACUUGAGAAAGUCUAGAAUGGGAUUUUUACAGAGUCAUCCCUCUGAUGAGAGCUUCAACGAGAGCGAACUGUUCAACGAACAACAAGCUGGUGAUUCCAUCCCAGCUCCUCUGAUGAACUUUAAAGCCCCAAGGUCGUUCUUUUCGCUCUCCAAUUUUCGUAGCAAGGGAAGUAGUGAUUCAAAGCCAAGAUGAAGAGCUCGAGAUUCAAGUUCUUGCAAUCAAUAAAAAUCUCAUUCGACGACAUAGAGGAGCGAUAUAUACACAUAUAUAUAUAUACAUAUAUGUAUAAAUAUAUAUGUGGUAGGGAUGACAUGAGCAUGAGCGUGAAAUAUUCUGCAUGCAAUAUUAUGUGCUUGAAUAUUACCUCUGUCUGCGAAUAUUAUGAAUAAAUAGUCAUAAUUCUUUUGUUACAACUGAUGUAAAGAUUAAAAAGAAUAUAACUUGGAGAUAAAGUAAUUUUGAUUGUUAUA